AUGGACAUGCUGAUCACAGAGGAAACCAGGAAUGGGACAGCCAUCCAGGAGUUCAUCCUCGAGGGGUUCCCUGCAGUCGAUCACCUGGGGAUCCUCCUAUUUCUAGUGCACUUGCUGGCCUACUUGUCUUGCUUUAUGGGCAACAUGCUCAUAAUUGCCAUCUCCUGCGAGGACCACCGCUUACACACACCCAUGUACUUCUUCCUCAGCACCUUCUCCAUUGUUGAGUUCUGUUGUAUAUCUACCGUUAUUCCUCAGCUGCUAGCCAUCUUUCUUUCAGGGAGGCAAAGGAUUUCCUUUGGAGCCUGCUUCACCCAAGCCUUUGUCUUUCUUUUCCUGGGGUCAACUGCUUUUUUCCUUCUUGCUGUGUUGUCCCUGGACCGGUAUCUGGCCAUCUGCAAACCUCUGCAUUACCACACCAUCAUGAGCCCAAGGGUGUGCGUCUUUCUUGUUACUGUCUGUUUAGUUCUGGGAUUCCUCCUCGUGGCCAUUCCAAUUGUAAAGCUUUCCCGGUCAUUUUACUGUGGCCCCAAUGUCAUUCCUCACUUCUUCUGUGACUUCGGACCACUUGCAAAUCUCUCCUGUUCUGAAACCAGGGCUAUCAAAAUGCUGUUUUUUAACUUUGCUUUAAUUGUGCUUUUUACAUCCUUUCUUAUAGCCGUCUUUGCAUACAGCAACAUAGUAGUCACAAUAGUGCGUCUGCCAUCAGCCAGGGAGCGACAGAGGGCUUUUUCCACCUGUUCCUCUCAUCUUAUCGUCCUCUUGCUGAUGUUUGGCAGCUGUAUGUUUAUAUACAUUAAGCCAAAGCAGUCAAGCAGGCUGGACACCAACAGAGAGGCUGCUCUAGUGAACACAGUAGUGACCCCGCUUCUGAACCCUGUCAUCUACACCCUGCGCAACAAGCAGGUCCACCAGGCUCUCAAGGAUGCAAUGUCCAAGGUCAAACUGCACAGAUAUCACAGAAAAAAAUACAUUUUGUCCUUAACUUAGUCUAACUCCAUUUUUCCAUAAAUGUUCUCUGUAAAUCAUUCAGCAUGUUAUCUCUUUCAUAUUCUGCUUCUUUGUUCUUAAAAUGAUGGCUGGCUGAUCCAGUAAUUCCAUCUGAAGGCUUUAAUAACCUCUGAUGCUGUGGGAGCUCCUUCAGCCAAUAGCCUUUAAAUCCAGCCCACUUGGGCAUGUUCUCUUAUACUAUAAAUGCAGCUGUAAAGCAUGUGUUCACUCUCUCGCUUCUGGCUCUUACUUCCAGCUGCCAGAAUCAGUUCCCAUUCCCCAUUUGUGCACAAGACUGUGAUCUAUGAGUCUCCCCUAAAUAAAUAACUAUUAUACAUAAUUCUGAAAGAGUGUGGAAUUAUUUUGUAACUUCUGUUAUCAUUGUGAUGAAAAUCUUUCUAUAACAGCUUUGGUGGCAAUUAAAACCAAAGCCUCAUACAUAUUAUGUAGGUGCUACAUUUUCAGUAAUGUAUCUCAAAUUAUCCAUGCAUAUAUUUGAUGUAUGUUGAAUCUGGGAAGUCCUGGUUUUGCACAUACUUUUUAGUGAUGGAGCGAGAA
This is a messenger RNA of Alexandromys fortis (reed vole), 1548 nucleotides long. Its product is annotated as olfactory receptor 6C4-like. Bases 1 to 990 code for a protein of 329 amino acids. The record is from RefSeq and is a predicted model, not a curated record. The transcript has a single exon. Gene Ontology annotation, cellular component: membrane. Gene Ontology annotation, molecular function: olfactory receptor activity; G protein-coupled receptor activity. Lineage: Eukaryota; Metazoa; Chordata; Mammalia; Rodentia; Cricetidae. Gene Ontology annotation, biological process: G protein-coupled receptor signaling pathway.